AUGAACGAGACACCGCUCGAAAUAUGGCACAAGAUUUUCGAAGACGUCCCCCAGAUAUGUUUUCCUACAAUCUUUACCGUCAACCGCGCAUUCUCGCGGAUAAUUCGCCCAUACCUUUUUGCGACAUUCACUUUCCGUCCAGUCACCCCUCGUGGAGCAAAUGAAGUCUUCAUCGAAGAACAAAAUGCGCGAUUUGAUUUCUGGACAUCGCCCGAUAUCGCAGCAUUGGUGCACAGCUGCAAAAUCACAACCUUUCCGCUUAUUCGCAUUGGAGCUGAGCCGGCAGGCACCCCCAAUGAGAUGGCGAGGUUGUUCUUUUGCCGGGCAAAACGCUUCAGUGCUCUUCGUCAUCUCAUUAUCCACCAAGUUGACAUUUCAGAGCAUUACAAUGAGGUCUGCACAGCAUUUGCUAGCCUCCAGAGCUUCGAUUUGUGGCAUCACGCGACAGGCUACGACUUGGAACGACCCGUAACUGCAUCUCGACAAACCCCAUUCGAUAAGCCAGCUCUGCGACUCCAGAAGAUACGACUCGCGCUCACGGGAAACGAGAUAUGCAGUUGGACUCCUUUGUUCCACUCACUGCAUCUCCGAGAACUUUACCUCGACUGCCCAAUCCAUGCUUGGUGCGCGGAGGCGACUACUGUCCCCGAGUUCCCCCGCGUUGUACAACUUUCAAUCAAUAUUUUACGCAACCAGCAGAAUAUGGAAGACUUUGCCUUCUUCUUACCCAAAUUUCAAGCUCUCCAAAGCCUGUCUUUCCUCUCCGCCCACCGUAUAACCGAUAUCGGAAGCGAUGCUCUUGCGCAUCUCCAACGUGGAUGUUGUCUCUUGCAACAGACCUUGGAGGAAGUGAAUCUCCCGCUCGUAUUUCUUCCGACUUUCAUGCCGGUCCCGGACUCGACUUUCCAGUGUCUGAUGCGGAUCAACGUGGCCGGUCGCGUGGACGGUCCCUCGCUUUCAUCUGUUAUUCAAGUUGGAGGACAAGUCGCUCCAAAUAUCAUCUCAUUCACCAUCACUCUUUCGCAGUCGAGGCCCGAAGUUUUGAGGCAGUUAUUUAGCUCAUUUCCGCACCUUCAGGAAUUGAAGAUCGACCAGCCACGCAACGUCAUUGACUUGACCCAAAACCAUCAGGGGGGACAACCAGACAUACUCGAUGUCCUGGCUGGAACAGAGGUUUCGCCUAUUCACCUUCCACAGCAUCUUCGGACUCUCGUAAUCAGCUGGGCCGAUGCCAACUGGUUUGAAUCCCGUCGUCCGCGUAACCCACAAGCCCUGCGCCGAGUGCUAUUAGCUAUCUUAGCUCGUCUUCCCUCCCUUACUUCGUUGUCGCCGAUGGAUCUUUUCGAUCAGGAAGCUCUUGAGAUCGUAUCGUCCCCGUGGGGCAUGACACCUGACGUGUUUUGGGACAGCCGUUAA
Molecule: messenger RNA, 1416 nt
Organism: Mycena indigotica
Lineage: Eukaryota; Fungi; Basidiomycota; Agaricomycetes; Agaricales; Mycenaceae
Exons: 4
Coding region: 1-1416 (471 amino acids)
Source: RefSeq, a predicted model, not a curated record